AUGCAGGACUCAGACCUUGCUGGGCCCUCUAUGAAACUCCUCGGAGCUCUCGUCAACAGUCUUCCCGAGAAAGACACUACCAAACUCGGGAGGGCCCGCUGCAUCGAAGCCUGGAAGGACGUCAAGACUCUCAUCGACUACCAGCAACGCUUCCGUGACGACUGGACCAAGUUCGCGGAGAUGCUUCUGCAGAAUCGCUCUCUCAACACUUCACCCAUUUCCGAUGGGGCCCUGGAGAAACUCAAUGGAACCCUGGAGAAGCUCAAUGAAACCCUAGAGCAACUCGAAGGAACCCCAGAGCAGCUCAAAGAAACCCAGGAGCAACUUAAAAUCAUCCAGGAGCAACUCAAAGGAACCCUUGUCCAAGCCACCAGGGACAAGCCUGUGUCGCAGAAGACUGCCCCGCAGGAGAUCGUUGAUGAUUUCAAGGCGCUUUACAUUCUGUUUCGACGCGAUGGCUUGGUGAUUCCCUGCGAACUCCAUAACCUUGCUGCAUACAGCCUCAGCAGGGACCAACACGAAGAAGUCUUGGCUCUCCGAGGCGAUCUAGAUAUGGCAGGUGCCUAGAAGGAUUGAAGGCAUACAAGUGUUGAGAUUCUUGCAUGGCUUGACCUCCAGCCCUCAUUUCCAGUGCAGGAUUGUCGCUUUCGUCUAACUUUGUCAUGUCUUUUCCCAGCCCUUUUUCUGUCUUUCCGGACCAGCCUUGAACCUUUCCCGAUCUCAGGGAGGUGACAUGUAGCACUCUUCACUCGGUCGGUCCAGUAUCGCAAGAGCAUUUGCUCAGGCUAUACCACCUCUCAAGCACUUUAACGUGCGUGGCGAUGUGCUACUCUUUUCACGCUGAGUUCCUUUCACCGUGUCUACAUACCGGGC
Messenger RNA from Fusarium verticillioides 7600, 873 nucleotides. RefSeq lists its product as hypothetical. The record is from RefSeq and is a predicted model, not a curated record. Lineage: Eukaryota; Fungi; Ascomycota; Sordariomycetes; Hypocreales; Nectriaceae. Bases 1 to 567 code for a protein of 188 amino acids. The transcript has a single exon.